AUGGAAGAUUCAGAUCGAUUCUCUGUGAAGCGUCCUCAUAUUACGUUGUAUCAAAAUGAAAAUGACAUUGAGUUCUAUACUCUUCAAACACCAAUGACCACAUUUACCGAACUUUUAAAUGCUGCGCAAUGUGUUGAAAGAAAUACUCUUACUACAAAGGGAGAUACAAUCUUAACUGUUGAUGCUUCUUUGAUUCGACGUCGACUUCGAAAUCGUAUGUCUUGCCGUAAAACUCGACUCAAACAAAAACUUCAGCAGCAUGCACUUGAAAUUGUUCUACGUGAACGUCAAGAACGACAUGAUUAUCUUACGCAUCUGGCACAAGAGCUUGGAGUAUUUCAUAAUAAUGGAAACAGGCGAAUGGUUGACAAUGAUCAAUGUGAUAAAGUCUUUCGUGAUCUCACUGCAAAAAGUCUGCACUAUUCGCUUGUGGAUCCGGACUGUCUUGGGUGGAAUCAGAAUGGCGUUUUGUUUGCACACACAAACACGACGCAUGACUGCAAUGAAACUGCUGCAGUCCCAUCAACAAGAAAAUCAAAGCGACAACGUCGUAAUCGUGACAAACAUGUUUCAACAGCAUUUCAUAGCAAAUUAGGACUCGCUCAGAAUUUGGUUUUUGAGCAGUGGCGAUCGAUUGUUGAUGGGCUACAAAAUAUAAAUUUAACAUUACAGCAAAUGCAUGAAACGGAAUCCAAAGCUGGCGUAUUUAAUCGACAAUGCUACUGGAAAUUUGUGGCAGUGAGCUCAGCAAAAUUACAACAAGAUGGCGAAAUUGAAGCUGUUGCUGUCUCCGGAGUCACGCACCUAGUAUUUCACGGUCGUGACGUGCAGCAGCUUACAAUUAUCAGCCUCCAACGCAAAAAUCUUGAUCAAUUUGACCUUGCAGCAACACCGACAACAUCAACUCUUGUCGUUAAAGCAACAGAAUAG
Molecule: messenger RNA, 930 nt
Organism: Plasmopara halstedii
Lineage: Eukaryota; Oomycota; Peronosporomycetes; Peronosporales; Peronosporaceae
Exons: 1
Coding region: 1-930 (309 amino acids)
Source: RefSeq, a predicted model, not a curated record